This is a messenger RNA of Striga hermonthica, 4746 nucleotides long. The record is from the annotation of a GenBank genome assembly. NCBI's taxonomy places the organism in Eukaryota, Viridiplantae, Streptophyta, Magnoliopsida, Lamiales, Orobanchaceae.
AUGAAUUCUCGGCAACAGCUCCUCGACUCUCUCACCGCCCACAUCUCCCUCUACCAUUCCCAAACCCCCUACCGUUUCCCGAACUCGAACCCAAAUCCCCGAUCCUCCGUGCUCCGAUGGUUCUCCUCUCUUUCGGUGAACCAACGCCGCGCCCACAUGACGGCUAUCGAUCCGAGCUUCAUCGCCAUCCUUCUCCAGAUGAAGGGGAAGCUCCGAUCGAACGGUGCCGGGCGCUUCAUCAUCCUCUCCGACCUCCCUCAAAAUAAUGAUUCUUCCAUGCCCACGCUCUGCUAUCGGAAAUCAGAGGGGUUGGUGUCCCGAUUUGCUGAGUUCAGUUGCGCCCAGCGCGUGAUUCACGAGUCGGUCGAGCUGUUCAGCUCAACGGAAGGUGAGAGGGAUGUUAAAGGGGACGCGAAUGGAUUUCCAUGUCUUGAUGCAAUGUGUGUGGCCGAGGGUUUAGUGUCUGACGUGAAUCAAUUUGUUGAGGUCAUGGAUGAGAUCACAAACGGGGAGUUUUUAAGGGGAGGGGAUGAGGGGGAGAUGGCUGGGGACUGGGUAGAGCUGGGGUGGCUGAAAGCAAAGGGCUAUUACAGCUUGGAAGAGUUCGUUGUGAAUAGAAUUGAGGUUUCUUUGAGGCUGUCCUGGUUGGGCAGUAACAGCGGGAAGAAAAGAGGUGUGAAGUUGAAGGACAAAGUUAGUGCGGCCGGUGUUGCUGCAAAUGUGUUCUGGAGGAAGAAAGGGUGCGUGGAUUGGUGGGAGAAGUUGGAUGGGUGCGUGAAGAAGAAGGUUUACAGUGCAUUCCUGGGAAAAGCUGCAGGAAAAUUGACAGAUGAUAUAGUAAAGGGAAACCUUCCCUUCUUGGAUGAUAAAAUGUGGUGCCUUAAUGAUCAAGAAAAACUAAUGCAAAGACGCGAUUCUUCUUUCGUCGGGACACGGAAUAUUGCAACAUGCAGAAGAACAUAUCCAAAAACAAAAUCGAACGACAAACAUGUGACUGUUCCUCAGAAGCUGUCUCCAUUAUACUACAUCUUCAACAGUUUGUAUAUUCUUCAGAUUAUUUGCAAUCUGCUAUCUGCAGCUCAGUGUGGUGAAUAUAAUAAGCUUUUUUUUAGCCCUCUGGACUCCGUAAGUAGCAUAUCAGACGUCAUGCUAAGAAAGUUCCGAGAUUUUCUCAUGGUUAUUUCACUUGACUGCACAAAAAUUGAGUUAUUAGGGGAAGGCACUAAGGCUCUUACCAAAAAACUAAAUAACAAACCUGUUACACCUAGCCGUAAGAAAAAAGGGAAGAACCAAAACAAAAAGUCCAAUCCCAUUCCAAGAUCUUGUCAAGAUGAUCCAAAACGUGCAAACCCUACUGAGGGAGAAGGGGAUGAAGUGUUGUGUACAAGCAAUGGCGUUGACAGACAUCCAAGCAAGUUUGACUGUGAAGUGCCACAUCCAAGAAAGUUUGACUGUGAAGUGCCAAAAAAGGAUCUCGUUAGAGAGGUUCUCUCACCUGCAGAUGCAAUGGAAUCUGUUAAAGGAGUGAAUAAUGGAAAAUUUCGAGGUGCUCCCAGGAAGAGUAGGAAAGAAAGAAAAAAGUAUAAAAGCUCUGGUCCCAAUGGCUCAGAAGUUAGUAGUUGCGAAUCAAGAUGCACUAGAGUUUCCCCUGCCUCCGUUAGCUCUCAACCUGGACCUCCCGUGCCUGAUUUGGCCAUGGGAUGUUCAACUUUUAAGAAUGUGACAAGUAAUGGUGGGAUUCAGAUUAACAGGCUGGAUGCAAAUCCAAUGCUGUGUAGCAAGUUAACUGAUGAUAACCCUGGUAACGUUUAUUCUACUGAAACUGAUAGUCACCUCUGCGUGAAGCAUCAUCCAGAUAUAAGUGAUGCAGUCCUAAGUGGCUCUGAAACCACUCGACAUAAUUCUUCAAAAUGUGAUCUGGAUUCUUGUGCCAAAACCUGCGAUCCUGCUGUUGAAUAUAAUGACAAGAUGUGCACAAGAGUCGUUAGCGGUCGAAAUCCUACCACUGGUUAUUUGGGCAAACUUUCGAGAGGUGGUGAAGAGGUAAAACCCCCUCUGGUGCAGGAGAAUGGAAGUCUUGGUGUCCUUAGAGUUGGGACCAUGAGUUCACCAGCAUACGUCUCUUAUGAGUGGCCCAAUGUAGCCCCCUUUCACCCAUCGACUAACGCACACCGCCCUGCAACCACCGACAGGUUGCAUCUAGACGUUGGUCACACAUUGCAAAAUAAUUUCCACCAUUCUUUUGUACAUACUGUACAAGUAAGAAAGUCUCCUAUUGACAAUAAUGGCUACAAUGGCAUUUUAUCCAGACCUCUUCCAAUGAGUUUAGAUUGGCCUCCCGUGGUGCGUGGUGUUAACAGAAUUGUCCCAUCAGUUACCUCCAAUUAUGAUACUGAGUUCAUUUCGAGGCGCCAGUCUCGUUUUCAGCAAGGUGUCACAGGUCAAAAUUUUCAUUGUGGUGUGGAUUCUGAGGAUGAAAGGACCAUUUCCAGUGACUUGAUUGACUUUCCUGAUGUUCCGAUUCCACAGGAACUGGUGGAAGAGCAUGAUAAAAAUUGGAUGUCUGAAGAAGAGCUAGAGACACAUGCAGUUAGCGGAAUGGAUUACAAUCAGUAUUUUGGGGGUGGUGUUAUGUAUUGGAAUCCUUCUGACCAUCCAGGGACCAGCUUCUCACGCCCUCCUUCUCUUUGUUCAGACGAUAGCUCCUGGGCUUGGAGAGAAGCAGACAUGAACAGGGCUGUUGAUGAUAUGGUUGCCUUCUCCUCUUCUUACAGCACAAAUGGUUUGACCUCUCCAUCUACUGCUUCUUUUUGCUCGCCAUUUGAUCCUCUGGGUCCGGGGGCUAUCGGUUAUGUUAUGCCUGGAGGUGAAAUUAGCAACAAGGUUCUGCAUUCUUCCUCGACAAUGAAUGACGGUGGUGCGGAGGAGAGUGUCUCAGGAUCUAUGUCCAAUAUUUCAGGUGAUGGAGAAAUGAAGACCGUAGAUUCCCAUCCAUACCCUAUAUUGAGGCCGAUAGUUAUUCCGAGUAUGUCGAGGGAUAGGUCAAGAUCAGAGUUCAAGCGUAAUUAUGAUCACAAAAGCCCUUGUGUUCCUCCAAACAGAAGGGAACAUCCUCGGAUAAAGAGGCCGCCUUCUCCUGUAGUCUUAUGUGUGCCACAUGCUCCACACCCCCCUCCACCUUCUCAUGUUGGUGAUUCCAGAAAGCAAAGGGGUUUUCCUACUGUGCGCUCUGGUAGCUCGAGCCCAAGGCAUUGGGGUGUGAAAGGUUGGUUCCAUGAUGGUGUCAGCUUUGAAGAAGCUUGUGUGCCAAUGGAAGGGAGUGACAUAGUUUGGCCUUCUUGGAGGAACAAGGCCCUUUCAGCCCGCCAGUUGCCUCAGCCUUUAGCAGGACCGUUUCUUCAGGAUCGUCUGAUGGCAAUUUCCCAGUUAACUCGUGAUCAGGAACAUCCAGAUGUUAUAUUGCCUUUGCAACCGCCUGAUACACAGAACUGUUCAACUCGCAAAGCAUCUUUGUCACUUAUUCAUGAUGUUUUGCAUGAUGAAAUCGACUUGUUCUGCAAGCAGGUUGCUGCUGAGAACUUAAUCAGGAAGCCGUACAUUAACUGGGCUGUAAAGCGAGUUGCACGGUCUCUCCAAGUCUUGUGGCCUCGCGCUAGAACGAAUAUUUAUGGUUCAAAUGCCACUGGCUUGUCUUUGCCAUCCAGUGAUGUGGACCUUGUGGUUUGUCUUCCUCCUGUGAGGAAUUUGGUGAGAUAUUCUUUCUACUGGUUGAAAUAUCCUUUGAAAGAUAAAUUUAUAAAAACAAGCUUCAUAUCCAGUUGCUUUUUUCAGGAACCUAUUAAAGAAGCUGGGAUCUUAGAGGGACGUAAUGGAAUUAAAGAGACUUGCCUUCAGCAUGCUGCCAGAUAUCUUGCGAACCAGGAAUGGGUCAAAAGUGACUCUCUCAAGAUUGUUGAAAAUACUGCUAUACCAAUCAUAAUGCUUGUGGCGGAGGUUCCUCAUGAUCCCAUCAUGACUCAGUCAAAUGUUCAAACAUCAAAUCAAGAAGCAGAGCAGUUAUGUUCUACAGGAGGAGACCAUUUUCAGCCUGAUACGACUAGUUCAGAGGGAAAUGCUUCACCGGAAUGGAGUAAGACAAUGAGUAAUAUAAAUGAUGGGUUCAAGUCUGUUCGUAUUGACAUUAGUUUCAAGUCUCCUACACACACUGGACUUCAGACAACUGGACUGGUGAAAGAUCUUACUGAGAGGUUUCCUGCCGUAAUGCCACUUACAUUGGUGCUAAAACAGUUUCUAGCUGACCGUAGUCUGGAUCAGUCUUAUUCGGGUGGUUUAAGCUCAUAUUGCCUGAUACUACUAAUCACGCGCUUUCUGCAACAUGAGCAUCAUCAUGGCCGACCAACCAAUCAAAGCUAUGGAAGUCUCCUGAUGGAUUUUCUAUAUUUCUUUGGCAAUGUCUUUGAACCGCGACAAAUGCGUGUUUCAGUACAGGGAAGUGGUGUAUAUUUGAAAAGGGAACGUGGCUGCAGUAUUGAUCCACUUUACAUUGACGAUCCCCUAUUUUUGACAAACAAUGUCGGGAGAAACUGUUUCCGUAUACAUCAGUGCAUCAAGGCGUUUGCUGAUGCAUAUGCAAUGCUGGAGAACGAGCUCACAUGCGUCCAUAAUGAUGAUGACAGUAAUGCCAAGCCCCACUGUGAACUGCUUCCAAAAUUAAUUCCAAGCAUUGCUCAUUUCGUGGGGUCCUAA